Molecule: messenger RNA, 2466 nt
Organism: Olea europaea var. sylvestris
Lineage: Eukaryota; Viridiplantae; Streptophyta; Magnoliopsida; Lamiales; Oleaceae
Product: 30-kDa cleavage and polyadenylation specificity factor 30-like
Exons: 7
Coding region: 101-1789 (562 amino acids)
Biological process (GO): regulation of mRNA splicing, via spliceosome; mRNA splicing, via spliceosome
Cellular component (GO): nucleoplasm
Molecular function (GO): mRNA binding; metal ion binding; N6-methyladenosine-containing RNA reader activity
Source: RefSeq, a predicted model, not a curated record
UUUUCUUCCCCUCCUUCUCCAGUACCGUCUAUCUAAUCACACAAAACCCUUGCAAUGCAACCCCCAAAUCAGGACAAAACGUAUAUCACAUUCGAUAUAUAUGCUAAAUCAAACUUACAUAUUUGCACAUAUAUACCCGAAUUUUUUUAUAAUUAUGGAUGACGGAGAAGGAGUUUUAAGCUUCGAUUUCGAGGGGGGCCUAGAUACGGGCCCAACACAGCCCACAGCAUCUGUACCUGCAACCCAUUCAUCGGCAGACCCGAUCACAGAUUCGGGCCCAGCCGCCAAUGCCAACAAUUCAUCAGCUGCCCAAGUUCAGGUGGUCCAGGCGGCGGAUGGGCUGGGAGGGGGCAGGCGGAGCUUCCGGCAGACGGUGUGCAGGCACUGGUUGCGAUCGCUUUGCAUGAAGGGUGAUGCCUGUGGAUUUCUCCACCAGUACGACAAGUCACGGAUGCCCAUCUGUAGGUUCUUCCGCCUCUAUGGGGAGUGCCGUGAGCAGGACUGUGUGUAUAAACAUACAAACGAGGAUAUCAAAGAAUGCAACAUGUAUAAAUUGGGAUUUUGUCCAAAUGGUCCUGAUUGUCGAUAUAGGCAUGCAAAGCUGCCCGGACCUCCACCUUCCGUGGAAGAAGUUCUUCAGAAGAUCCAGCAGUUGGCAUCCUUCAACUAUGGAAACCCAAACAGGUUUCAAAACCGUAAUUCUAAUUAUGCCCACCAGACAGAAAAACCACAGUUCCAAAAAGGGCUCGAUGGGGUGAAUCUGGUUGGAACUACGACCAUGACAGAGUCCUCUAAUGUGCAUCAGCAACAAAAUCAACAGUCUCAUCAGCAGGUCAGCCAGGCUCAAGUACAGAAUCUUCCUAAUGGCCAGCAAAAUCAAGCUAGUAGGACAGCUACAUCCUUGCCCCAAGGAACAUCUAGGUAUUUUAUUGUCAAAAGUUGCAACCGUGAGAAUCUGGAAUUGUCUGUACAACAAGGAGAAUGGGCAACCCAACGAAGCAAUGAGCCUAAACUAAAUGAAGCUUUUGAUUCUGUUGAAAAUGUCAUUUUGAUCUUUUCAGUCAACAAGACUAGGCAUUUUCAGGGUUGUGCAAAGAUGACAUCUAGAAUCGGUGGCUCCAUCAGUGGAGGAAAUUGGAAGCACGCACAUGGAACUGCUCACUAUGGGCGGAAUUUUGAUGUCAAGUGGUUAAAGCUCAGUGAAUUGUCCUUCCAUAAAACGCGGCAUUUGAGAAACCCAUUCAAUGAGAACUUACCAGUGAAAAUAAGCAGAGACUGUCAAGAGCUAGAGCCCUCUAUUGGAGAGCAGUUGGCCUCCUUACUCUACCUUGAGCCAGACAGUGAACUUAUGGCUAGCUCACUGGCAGCAGAAUCAAAACGAGAAGAGGAGAAGGCAAAGGGAAUCAAACCUGGCAAUGAGAGUGAAAACCCUGAUAUUGUACCCUUUGAAGAUAAUGAAGAGGAGGAAGAGGAAGAAAGUGAAGAAGAGGAUGAAAGCUAUGGACAGGGUUUCGGACCGGGAGCCCAAGGAAGGGGAAGGGGCAGAGGAAUAAUGUGGCCUCCUCACAUGCCUCUAGCACAUGGACCCCGACCUUUCCCCGGGAUGCAGGGCUUCCCCCCUAACAUGAUGGGUGGUGAUGGUUUUCCUAUGCCUGAUCUUUUUGGUAUGGCACCUGGGGGCUUUGGACCAUACGGUCCUAGAUUGUCGGGUGAGCUCAUGGGCCCCGGCUUGGGAAUGAUGUUUCCUGGCCGGCCUUCUGGAGGAUUUGGGAUGAUGGUGGGUCCAUGAAGACCCCCUUUCGUGGGUGCUGGUGCUGCAACUCCAGUACGAGCUGGGCGGCCAGGUGGUAUGCCGCCAUUUUUCCCACCUCCAUCACAACCUUUACAAAAUUUUAACCGGCCCGAGAGAGAUCAGAGAGCAUUAUCUGGCUAUAGGAACGAUAGAUUCAAUUAUGGUUCAGAUCUGGGUAUGGCUGGCUCGGUUGGAACCAGUGAUGAGGCACAAAAUCAGCACAGAUGGAAAGCCCUGUCAGAGGAUCAGUAUGGUGCUGGAAACAACUUCAGAAACGACCAAAGUGAUAGCGAGGAUGAGGCUCCGAGAAGGUCGAGACAUGGGGAGGGAAAAAAGAAGAGGCACAGUAUGGAGGUAGAUGCUACCACUCCUUCCGAUCAACCUAUGUAGCUAUAGCAUUGACGAUUGAAUCAAGCUUGUGCCUGCACAUCCCAGUAGUUGAGGAUAUUUGAGACGGCAAAAUAGAGCAUUCUUCUAUGAUUAACUGUAUUUUUAUGCAUAUUGGCCUCCUUUUGUGUUUCAACUUUACAGUUAAAAGGGAUAGUAUUUGAUUUAUACGAGGUUGUGAUGUCACUGUUUUGGGAUGUGAUUUGGCUGUAGGCCCGUUAACAUUAAUGUUCCCUCCCACCAGGAAAAAGGAAAAUGAUGAUACAGGUACUGCAUUUGCGAACGUA